AUGGAGCGCGGAUUGAAAGCGUCUAUACUGUUGGCCACCAUUGUGUGCGCCUCAGUCUCUACAGCCAAGUCCGAAUGUACCGAUAAAACUGCUCCCAUGCAGAUGCGUCUGGCAUAUGCUGGAGACCGCGGCAUGACCGUCAGCUGGAAUACCUACUCCAAGCUGGACCAUCCCUCUGUUCGAUACGGACUGCAUCCUGAUUCCCUUGAUCGCAAGGCAGUUUCCGAUGUGUCGGUCACUUAUCCUACCUCCACCACCUACAACAAUCAUGUCAAGAUCAAUGGUCUCAAACCAGAUACUCUGUAUUACUACCAGCCGCAGUGUGGCAAUUCCAGCCAGAUCUAUAGCAUGAAAACUGCUCGUCCGGUUGGUGAUAGCACCCCGUUCACCAUUGCCGUGGCUGGUGAUAUGGGGCUGAUUGGUCCUGACGGUUUGACGACCACUACUGGUCCUAAUGGAGGCACUGCACCCCUCGGUCCCGGUGACAACAACACCAUUCAGUCGAUGGAGUCGCUGAAGUCUGAAUGGGACUUUUUCUGGCACCCUGGUGACAUUGCCUACGCCGAUUAUUGGCUGAAGGAGGAAGCUCAGGGUUUUCUUCCCAACUACACCGUCGCCGACGGUCAAGCACUGUAUGAGAAGUUCUUGAAUGAAUAUUUCGAUGAGAUGACUGCUCUUACUGCCGAUCGUCCUUAUAUGGUUGGACCUGGCAACCACGAUUCCAACUGUGACAACGGUGGUACAACCAGCAACGGUGUCGCCUACAACAUCAGCAUCUGCCCCGUCGGCCAAACCAACUUUACUGGUUUCCGUAACCAUUAUCGCAUGCCUAGCCAGGAGUCCAGCGGCGUUGAAAAUUUCUGGUACUCCUUCAAUCACGGCAUGGUUCACUUCAUCCAGUUGAACACCGAGACCGACAUUGGCGGUGGCUUCGUUGCUCCUGACGAGCCUGGUGGUUCUGAGGGCAUGAAUUCGGGUCCCUUUGGAUCUUAUCCAAAUGAACAGCUUGACUGGCUCAAGAAUGAUCUGGAGAGUGUGGAUCGUAGCAAGACCCCUUGGGUUAUUGCCGCCGUCCAUCGCCCUUGGUACGUAAGUGCCAAAAACACUAGCGGCAGCAUCUGCACCAUCUGCAAAGACGUCUUUGAGCCCUUACUCGUCGAAUACGGCGUUGAUCUCGUCAUGCAAGCUCACACCCACUAUUACGAGCGCAAUCAGCCCCUGAACAACUAUGUCAUUGACCCCGCGGGCCUCAACAAUCCUCAGUCUCCAUGGUAUAUCACGAGCGCUGCACCAGGCCACUACGAUGGUUUGGACAGUCUUGUCCGUCCUCUUAAGCCUUAUGUGGUUUAUGCUCAGGAUACUGCUUAUGGAUGGAGCAAGAUUACCUUCCAUAACUGCUCGCAUAUGACUCAUGAGUUUGUGGCUAGUCGGAAUAAUACUAUCCUUGACACUGCUACGCUUUUCAAGGAUCGCAAGUGCGAGCCUGGGACUGGUGGCGACGAUGGUGGUGACGACACCUGCGAAAUCUAA
Molecule: messenger RNA, 1530 nt
Organism: Talaromyces stipitatus ATCC 10500
Lineage: Eukaryota; Fungi; Ascomycota; Eurotiomycetes; Eurotiales; Trichocomaceae
Exons: 4
Coding region: 1-1530 (509 amino acids)
Molecular function (GO): metal ion binding; acid phosphatase activity; protein binding
Source: RefSeq, a predicted model, not a curated record